Bacillus rossius redtenbacheri is the source of this 15200-nucleotide messenger RNA. RefSeq names its product E3 ubiquitin-protein ligase HERC2 (gene HERC2). The record is from RefSeq and is a predicted model, not a curated record. Bases 481 to 14865 code for a protein of 4794 amino acids. The transcript has 82 exons. Gene Ontology annotation, molecular function: zinc ion binding; ubiquitin-protein transferase activity. Gene Ontology annotation, biological process: protein ubiquitination. Lineage: Eukaryota; Metazoa; Arthropoda; Insecta; Phasmatodea; Bacillidae.
UAGAAUGUAGCCCUGCUUUACGGCAAAUAAAUUUACAAUGGAGUGUGUAUGUUUUCUGAAGUAUAUUUCACAAUCCAACAGUUAUACUAAAAGAUAACUGUAGUGUUCUGUAGUGUUACAACAUAUAAGUUUUCGCUUUAUAGCUGCUAGUUGGGCUGUCUGUGAGGUCAAGAAGCAAAUGGAAGUUGGAGAAUAAUACGAAAAUUAACCGAGGUGUCUAUAGCCGCAUUGUUGUAAUGGUAUUUUACGGCUUUUGGAGGAGCCUAAAUUAAAAUGAAGUCUAGGGAUUAAUCUGCCUGCCUUCACAGUUAUAGCGCGACUCUAAUUUUAGGGUGGGAAUGAUCUUAAGUUGGGUGUCCCGUGGUGCAUAGGGCGGAACUAUCAAAGGUUAUUCAAAUUUUGGAAAAAAGGUGAAACCUUUGGGAAUUAAGGAAAGUCAUUUGAUGGGCUCCAUACAUUGAGCACACCAACCCGCUGGACAUGAGUGGGUCUAUAGAUAUUGUUGUUCGAACCCAGAGCCGCUUGGACAACAAGUGGCUCAAGACAGACCUGCAGAAAAUUUUGAAUCCAGAUGGAUUGUCGCAGCUGUGGAAUGAAAUGGUCAAGGACUGUGAGCUGACUGGACCUUUCAGCGAUGGCUUACUCAAUGCUGUUGGUAUCUUGGCUCACAAAGGGGAGAGCGGCCACUACUACUGCGGCCUGCGUGUGCUGACGUGCCCGUGCUGCGAUGGCAUCUGCGGGCCCCAGACGGGCUGCAACUGCUCUGCGUGCCAGCGUCUGGACCAGGAGGAGGCCACGCGGGUCGAGAUGAAGGCCUACAACCCUCCGCCAUCGCAGCCCCAGAUAGACAGCUGGACCUGGGGACCCCAGCCGUCCUUGAACCAGCUACAAAUGUGCAUGCGGUCCCUGAACUUCGAGCAGAAGGAGCUUUGCUAUGAAGCGGCCAACAGCACGCUGUCAGCCACCAGGUUCAAACAGAGACUGAUGAUUGCUCACAGAUAUUUUGUUGCUCUGGGUAGACAUUUGCCCCCCGACAGUUCCUCUGCUUCCAACAAGACGACAACCUCUGCUGCAUCGACCGAUCUGAAAAGCUCAAAGUCGUCAGAGAAAGCUGCACUGAGUCUGGCUAAAGUUGGGUCGAGAGCUGCAAUGAAUUUCUCGUUUGCUUUUCUUCGCAGAGCUUGGCGCUCAGGAGAAGACACUGAUCUCUGCAGUGAACUGCUUGUGGAAUCUCUGGAUGCUCUGCAGACACUUCCAGAGUGCACACUGUUCGAAGAAAGUUCAGUUUCGCCAGUGUGGCUUGAAGUGGUUGAUCGCUCUGACAAAUUCUUGCGUCAAGUAGUUUUAGGGGACAUGAACAGGUGUGACAUUCCUGUGUGUGAUCAACACACGGCGCUGUGUAUAAUCCUGGAGCUGGCCAUCCAGCGAGGAACUCUGGGUAACAUGCUGGAUGCCGUGUUGCUGCUGCUGAACUUGUGGAACAAGGGAAAAUACGAGGCUGACAACAGAGCCAAAACAUCUGGAACUUGUGCACCACUGGUUCCAUUGCUCAAGAGGUUUGAGCAAAUCAUGUGCGGGAAGUUACCAGCACAGAACAUUAUUUGGGAUGAUAAUGCACAUUUUAAGGUAAACCCAACAGAGUGUUUUCUGAGGUUCCUACAGCUGCCAAGUAUUGACUCGGCGUUGGUGGACCUAAAACAAGCAGCUGUCGUCCUUGUCUCACAUCUCGACCGUCUGGCUAGUCCGUACCUACCACCAGCAACAUUUAGUAAGAACUUGGGGCAGUGCCAGGAGGUGCUGGCAUGGGGCUGGUUGGUGUGGAGCAGCGCCACCGACGUGGGGAUGUCACCGCACUGCUGCGAGGCCAUUGGGGAGCUGGAGAUAGCCCAAGCAGUCAGCUCCGAGCGCUGCGUGCACAUGCUGACCACCUCAGGGAAGGUUUACAUCGUGUACUACAGCUCUGAAACCCAGUGUCCACAGCAGGUAGAAGGGUUUGCUGACAAAGAAGUAAUUGAAAUAGCAUCUCACCCUGACGGCAAGCACUUCCUAGCACUGACGUCUGAUGCGGAGGUGUACUCGUGGGGCAGUGGUGAUGGUGGCAGGCUGGGUCAUGGGGAUAAUAACUCUCGAGAAGAACCAACCACCAUCCAUGCCUUGGUCGGGAAACAUGUUGUCCACAUUGCCUGUGGUAGUACUUACAGUGCAGCCAUCACAGCAUCUGGUGACAUGUACACGUGGGGCCGUGGUAACUAUGGUCGUUUGGGCCAUGGAAGCAGUGAUGACUACAGCACACCCAUGCUUGUGGCUUCCUUGAGAGGUCACAAAGUAGUGGACGUUGCUUGCGGAAGUGGCGAUGCCCAGACGCUGGUCGUCACCGAUGCUGGUCUUGUGUUCUCCUGGGGUGAUGGUGAUUAUGGCAAGCUCGGGCGAGGGGGAAGCGACGGGACCAAGACCCCGAAGCUUGUCGAUGUGCUGCAAGAAGUGGAAGUGGUGAAGGUGUACUGCGGUGCCCAGUUCAGCCUGGCCCUGACCAAGACCGGGGAAGUGUACUCCUGGGGCAAGGGCGAUACCCACAGGCUGGGCCACGGCACGGAGGAGCAUGUUAGGUUUCCCAAACUUAUUGAAGCACUGCAAGACAAGCACGUGGUUUCCCUGGCGGUUGGUUCAGUGCAUGUCCUUGCACUCACCGAGGAAGGGGAGGUGUAUGGCUGGGGAAGAAACGACUAUGCACAAGUUAAAGAACCAGCGAGCUCCAGCGUCUCUGAGCCGACACUUCUCACUUCUCUCAAAGGCAAAGCUAUCAUUGGCAUUGCGUGCGGCCCAACUCAGAGCUUCGCGUGGAGCAGCAGCAAGAACUGGAGUGUGAGCCAGCGGUUGCCCUUCGUGGUUGACGUGCGGGAGGAGACAUUCCGCAUGCUGGACCAGCUGCUGGGGCAGGUGCGGGAGGCGGUGGGCGGCCACACGGACUGGCCGCCGUCCCAGGACAAGGAGUGCAUGGCCGUGGCCUGCCUGCACUUGCUCAGGUUGCAGCUCCACGCGCUGAUCAGCCACGGGACGGACGUGCGGGGGGUGGGGCUGGGCCCCGGCUCCAGCCUGCUGGCCUCCCUGAAGCAGCACGUCGUGGAGCUGGCCAGUGGCGGCGGGGUGCUCCCCACGGUGCAGGCAGCUGCGCAGGCCGCGCUGCGGGCGGGCUGGAGCGUGCUGCUGCCCACCGCGGACGAGCGGGCCGGAGCGCUGUCGGCCCUGCUCCCUGACGCGGCGGCCGGCCCGGGCCACCGCUUCAUGGCCGACCUGCUGGUGUCCAGCCUCAUGGCAGCCGGCGGCCUGGAGGCGGCUCUUCGCACCGCCUGUCGCCUUGAACUUGCUGAUGAAGGCGGGAAAGACAAGGGAGCCAGAAAGACACACAUGUCGGACCAAGCACUGUUGGAAACAGAGUCAAAGAGGGCUAAAGAGGCCUCUCUCCAUGAAAAACACAACUCAGCUGUCCCGUUACUCCAUCUAGUUAAACUGCUUCUAAGGAAUGCCACAAUGCUUACGCAGUCCCGCCUUCAGGCAGCUCAGAGCAGUGGGUUAUCGACUAACGAAAACAAGGAGAAGCAAGACAGAUCACCAAGUUUGAAUUUGUUGCUAAAGUUUCAGAGAUUACUGAUAGCUCAGAUAUACUCGCACAGCGACAAAAUGAAGUCUUGGAAUUCACAGCAAGACCAAGAUAUGCUUGGAGCCGAGAUCCUUCUUACUAAAUAUAUAUACAUUUUGUGUGGUCAUGUAUCGGAAAUUCUGCCAGCAGCAUCUGAACUCGCAGCUAUUAGCAGCAAGCAUUUUUCUUUGGUUACAUCAAUACUCAAAGGAGAUGUAAUUGACGUGCUGUUGGCCGAGCUGCUGUUGAGCCUGAUCCUCCUGCAGUUGGAAGCACCGUUACUGCUCCACCACGUCAAGUGGGUACCCUUGCUGUCGCCGCUGGUGGACACACUCGACAAGUUCAACCGGCUUGCUCCGGGGAUGGACAAGGAUGAUGCAGAGGACAUGGCCUGGCCGGGCAUCAUAGCACCUCAGCACUCUGUGUCGAAUCAGAAAACACCAGAAGAUGCACCAAUGAUUAGGAAAGCUGAUCUGGAGAACCAUAAUCGAGAUGGUGGUUUGUGGAUUGUCAUAAACAGGAAGGUUUAUGAUGUUCAAGACUUCAGGGCACAGGCACCUUGCAGUAGCGAGCAGCUCCAGAAGUACGCCGGCCGAGAUGCGACACAAGCCUUUCACGCAGCUGCCCACUCGUUAGCGGCCAAGGAGAUGAUGCAAGGAUUUUUUGUUGGUCACUACGUGGAGCCAGAACAGGAAGUAGCUCAGGUGAUGGACGCCCACAACGUGACCUCGCCGCUGAUGGACCUGGAGAGGAACGUGGCCUUCCUGCUGGGGCUGCACGCUCACUGGCUGGCGCAGAGCACGUCGCUGCAGCCCGCCGAGGAGGAGGCGAGCCGCUGGCUGGACGCAGUGUUCCUGCGCGGCGGCCUGCAGCUGCUGCGGCCGGCCAACCCGUACGAGGAGGAGAAGGGCGAGGCGCGCAGCGCCAGCUCCACGGCCGGCACCACCCCCACCGACCCCGCCACCACCCCCAAGCUGGAGGGGCUGCACCGGCUCAGCCUGGACCGCGCUGCCCCGUUCCUGCAGGCCCUGGCGGAGAGCAGGCCCGCCGAUCGAUGCGUUCAGGCUUUCCUUGCUAUUUUGGAACGUCAUAGUAAACAUCAUCACUUCAUGAUCCCUGGUGAUUUCUCUGCAGAACAUCCUGUAGAAGAAGUUGGACGGCUACUUUUAGCUGUACUCGUAAAGCAUCAUGGCUUAGGAUCACAAGUUAUAGCACUUGUUGAUCAAGAAUUGGAUAGUAGUGAAAAUUCAGUGAAGCUGCCAAAGCAGUUAGUGGACAUUGUGCGUACAGUUCACCAGACAAAGUGGAGUUUAAUCAAAAUGAGACAAGAGCUAAGCAGGUCCUACAAAGAAGUGUGUACUCCAGUUAUGGACAAAUGCAGGUUCCUUCUGUAUGAGGUGCGAGCUGCUACCAGCCCCGAGGUGAAAGCCCUGGAACACCUGCAGCUAUUGCACACGGAGCCUCGAUGGAGAAAGAUUGUUCGGAAUAUCAUAGAUGACAUGAGACUGGCUAAACACAGCCCACUGGCCAAGCCUGAAGACAUUGUGAAUGCCAGUAUACAGAGCCAAGGUGCUGGUGAAGGUAAGAGCAAGGAGUCGGAUGAUGAAGGAGGUGUUGCAGAAUUUGCUCCGGAAGAGGAGAAGAAGGAUGGAGGGAGUGGCUAUGCAGAAACUGAGGAGAGUCCGCAGCAGACUUGGGAGAACACCAUCAACAUUCUUUCAGAAACUUCAGGAAAGCAACAGCCAGUGACAGUUUUUUCUGCUGAUGCUCUGAAAGUCACAUCUGCAAUUGUUGAGUUCAUAAUGCAAGAGGAAGGAGCUGAUGUAGAAACCUUAAGAAAAGUUUUGUAUUGUCAGGUCCAGAGAGCCAGAAUAAGAAUUCAGGGAAUGGAAAUGAUGCAUGAGCUUCUCAAACGAGAUUAUUUAAUACCAUCCAUCAAGUACUCUCUCCUGAAUGGUUGGCUUGGACUGGCUCACAAGAAAAACUUUCUUUGGGAGGAUUCAGUGUAUUGUCUCAAUAACAUACAGUUGGUGAAUCCUUACCAGAAGGUAGAAGUGCUCCUGGCUCAAACAAAGAUUACGUCUUGGGCGGUCGAAGCAUUGCGGGAACAUGUUCAGAUGGCCAACUAUCCCAAGAAGGUGCACAAGCUUAAGGGCAAAGGCUCUCUGAAUCAAGGCACCUACAGCUGGCUCAGAAAGAUUCCAUGGGCAAGGUUUCUUCUUACCAUCUUGGGCAUGCUGACUGGGAGCCAUCAUGCAACUGAAAUUAACCUUAUUGUCAAUUCUGGUGUCCUAGCACUAAUCCAGACUCUUCUUAGACAUAUAGGUCCUGAAUUCCCAGUUUGUGUGGAGACCCAUAAAGAAAUGAAUGCCAUCUACGAAGAUUCUUUUCAGAAAGCCACCACUGCCACUGUUUCACUUAGCGGGCCUGAGCUGGCCAGCAUGAUGAAGAUAGGUACAAAAGUUGUGCGUGGUGUGGACUGGAAGUGGGGAGACCAGGACGGUCCUCCGCCGGGCGAGGGAAGGGUGAUAGGGGAGCUGGGCGAAGACGGCUGGAUCAGGGUUCAGUGGGACAACGGUUCCACCAACUCCUACCGCAUGGGCAAGGAGGAUAAAUACGACCUGAAGCUUGCAGAGCCACCCACGCCGCUCGACACAGAGUCGGAGACGGACGCCCACGAAGAUGCCGGUUCUAGUUCCUUUCUCAAACUACGUUGCAAAGAAAGUCACCCGACGAAACUGCUGAAAAAAGCUUCAGUCACCUUGCUAAGAACCAUCUCUAUUUGCUCCGGGAUAGAAGCUGAUCACACACAGACCUCAGCCACCAGAGUGAUGAGUUCACUGCUCAGAGAAAUAGUUCAGUUGGCAAACAAAAUUUCUGACUCCCCCUCCCAGUCUCAGCUGCUAGCUUUGGACCACCACGUGGAAUGGGCGACCCUAGGGUUCAUCCGGGCCGUCGCAGUCACCCCGGCCAUGUGUCGCGCCCUGAGCACUCAGGCAUGGGUGCAGCUGAUGUUGUCGCUGGUGGGCGGUCAGGACAGCAACAUAACUAUAUUGCUUCCCAAACAGAUUUUGUCAUUACGAUUGAUGCAGACAGUCUUGCCGGCAUGGAAUGUUGAUCCCACUGAAAGAGUAUGCCUCUUGGAGAAACUGUUUCACCUAUUAGGCUACACAGCGUUGUUCUGCCCUACGGAUGCCCCUCAGACCACAGCAUUAGCCCGAGUGUCGCUGACGGCGUCCCAGUCGAGUGCAGUGGCAGAGGAGUGCAUCUCCUUGCUGCGGUCCUUGCACAACUUGCCGGGCUGGAACCAAGCUCUCAACCACAUCCUGUCCACUAAGCUGGUUCUGGCAGGGGACUUGCUCACCGAGGGAUCCCUCUUCCACAUACAGGUGAAUGAAUGUGAAAUAGAACAAAGUAUGGCAAUACAGUCAUCUGUCAUGGCAGCACUCUCGGUGGUUGGCGGCAUUGACAUUAGGCCUAGGAUUGGGGGGCUUGUGUACAUUGACAGUUUUGGUGAAGGCACAGUUUGUCAGAUUACACCACAUGGGAAGUUGGUGAUUCAAAUGCAUGAAAGCGGUGCUAUCAAGAAACUAACACUGCCAAUGAUAAAACCACAGCCACCCACUUAUUUCAACCUUGAUAAGAUGUUGAUGACGGAAAAUAUGUUGAACACUUGGGCAACUCUUGUGUCGUUGGUGACCCACGAGUACUCGGAUCGCAGGCUACCCAGCUCUGUACCUGGGUCGGUGAAUGUGUCGCUGCUGAGGAUGCAGCAGCAGCGACUGGCAGCGAUGAACGCGGUCGGCAUCCUCUUCCGGCACCAGAACCUGCUGCGCCACGUCCUCAAGCACCACAUCCUCGAGUCCUCCUCGUCCUUGGAAGCUCUCAACGAGGGCGAAGAUCUCGAUACAAUCACCGAGAUGUUGCUCAUUCAGAAACUAAUUGCAAAAGCCACACAGCCGUCCCCUCUCAAAGCAGUUUUUGGCAAAACUGAAUUAGAGGCAGCAGCACUCUGUAUUUCCCAGUUCCUUGCUAUCGAGGCUCGGUCCAAGAUACAGAAAGGGAGCAAAGUGGGGACUCCGGUGAGCGAGUGCUCCUUGCCCUCUGCCAUGUCAAGCAACAAAACAAGCAAACAGAAGAAGACCAGGCCGCCGUCACCUGUGCUCUCACCGCUUGUUGGUCAGCUGACUGAAAUGGGCUUUGCACGACGCAGCGUGGAAUAUGCUAUUAAAGCCUUAGGACUAACCAGUGACAUAACCCCCAGUCCAGAAACUCUUGUUGGGUGGCUGCUAGAACAUCCAGACCAUGCACUGUCACUUUCUGACACAGUUUCAUCUUUUGAUGGCCUUUCAGAUUCUGACUCUCUGUCUGAAGAGCUCGAUGAAACAAAUGCCUCACACGUAGAAAGUGCUCUCUCUUCAGGUGGGUACAACCAGCGCUCAGAUUUCCUCAGCAAUGAUGAGUACGCCAUGUACGUGAGGGACAACGUAGCCGAAGGGAUGCUGGUAAGGUGUUGCAAGACUUACGAAGAGGUUCUGGAGGGAGAUGUGGGUCGUGUACUCAAAGUGGACAGCGAAGGUCUACAUGACUUGAAUGUCCAGGUUGAUUGGCAGCACAAAGGUAGUACAUAUUGGGUGCGCUUCAUACACAUAGAGCUGAUUGGAUUCUCGCUCCUCAUGACAGCACAGCACCCAAUUAAAGUUGGAGACAAAGUAAAGGUCAAGCAGUCCAUAAAAAACCCUAAGUACAAGUGGGGAUCUGUGAAUCACAACAGCGUGGGCGUGGUUACUCGCAUCAGCAGCAGUGGCCGUGACGUCACGGUCGACUUCCCGCAGCAAAGCAAUUGGACGGGCUUGAUGUCGGAGAUGGAGUUGGUGCCGUGCUGUCACCAGGGCGUGAGCUGUGAGGGCUGCUUCAUGUUCCCAAUCACUGGCCCUAGGUUCAAGUGCAAGGUCUGCGAGGACUUCAACUACUGCGAACACUGCUUCUACACCAAGAAACUUCAUCGUCACAGCUUCAACCGCAUCACCGAGCCGGGCAGUGCUGCUGUUUUUUGCGGCAAGCCAGGUCGGUACUACAGACAAGAAAUGUCUCUAACCUUGAACCCUGGGUUGAUUGAAGAUUGGUCUAAAUGUAUCAAGUGUCUAACUGUGUCCUCCAGGGAGAUAUGGGCUUACAGAUUGUUUGAUGGCUCUGACAACUUUUGGUUGAGCUGUGGGUCACAAGGAAAGCACUGGAUCCAUCUGGAAAUGUUACCGGAUAUUGUGGUGCACACUCUGAAGAUGACUGUUGAUCCAGCAGACAGCAGCUACAUGCCGUCCCUGGUCAUUGUCAGUGGUGGAGACACUUUUGCCUCACUGCAGGAACUAGUAACUGUUAACAUACGAUCAACUGAUACUGUAGUUUCCCUGUUAUCAGAUGUGAAGGAGUACUACCAGUGCAUUGAGAUUGCCAUCAAACAGUGUCGAAACGGAGGAAUAGAUUGCAAGGUUCACGCGUUGAGCAUUGUUGGUAAGAAGAAGAGCAACGAAGGCCAGGUCCCGAACUCCAUGUGUUUUCUUGCCUCAGACAGCGAGGAUAUUCAGGAGCCAGUGGUGAUGACAGGUCACCAGAAGGGCUACAGCAGACCGGAAGGGCACACCAAGGUGCUGGUCUGGGGACUCAACGACAAGGACCAGCUGGGGGGACUGAAGGGAUCGAAGGUCAAGCUGCCAACAUACUCUGAAACCCUGUCUCGUCUAAAGCCCAUACACAUUUCCGGAGGGUCAAAGUCUUUGUUCAUCGUCUCAUUGGAAGGAAAGGUGUUUGCGUGUGGAGAAGGUACAAACGGUCGGUUGGGCUUGGGUCACAGCAAUAAUGUGUCGCUGCCUCGACAGAUUACUUCUCUAAGCCAGUACGUUGUGAAAAAGGUCGCUGUCCACUCGGGAGGGAAACACGCAAUGGCGUUGACGCUAGAUGGCAAAGUUUUUUCCUGGGGCGAAGGUGAGGAUGGCAAGUUGGGACACAACAACAGACUCAGUUUGGACAAACCACGUCUGAUUGAAGUGCUAAAGUCCAAACGUAUUCGUGAUAUUGCGUGUGGUAGUUCCCAUAGCGCAGCUAUCACUUCCAAUGGGGAAAUGAACACUUGGGGUUUGGGCGAGUAUGGACGUCUUGGACAUGGCGAUAACAUCACCCAGCUGAAACCUAAAUUGGUGAAAGCUCUGUUGGGCAUCCGAGUGGUGCAGGCGGCAUGCGGCAGUCGGGAUGCUCAGACACUUGCUCUGUCGGACGAAGGACAGGUGUUCUCGUGGGGCGAUGGUGACUUCGGCAAGCUGGGGAGAGGUGGUAGCGAGGGCUGCAACGUACCCCACAACAUAGAGCGUCUCAACAACUUGGGAGUGUUCCAAAUAGAGUGUGGUGCGCAGUUCUCGUUGGCCCUCACCAAGUCAGGACAGGUGUGGACGUGGGGCAAGGGCGACUAUUUCCGCCUGGGACACGGCACCGACCAGCACGUGAGGAAGCCCACUCUGGUCGAAGGCCUCCGGGGGAAGAAGAUAGUGCACGUGGCUGUGGGAGCCUUGCAUUGUCUGGCUGUGUCUGAUACUGGCCAGGUGUAUGCUUGGGGGGACAAUGACCACGGCCAGCAGGGCAAUGGAACGACCAUAGUGAACAGGAAGCCCGCCCAGGUGCACGGCCUGGAAGACAUCCACGUGAACAGAGUGGCCUGUGGCUCCUCUCACUCAGUGGCCUGGACCAUGUUCAACUUGCAGUCCCCGAACAUCCAUGAGCCCGUGCUGUUUAUGUCGUCUAGCGAUCCCCUAGGCAUAUCCACUCUCGGGAUACAAGACACUGGCGUUCCCGAAGAUAAGACACAGAUCCAGCAGUGUCUCAGCUUGAAUUCCAAAAAGCCAAAUGUGUCUCUUUCUAGAGUUAUUUUGAACCUAGAUUCGGAUGGCGCAAAGCAACAUGCACUUCAGCAUGUGUUGAACGCCUUGCAGAUACUGCACGCCCGUGAUGCUGUGGUCGCCGCUUUGUCCAGUCAUGCCAAUGUGGGAGGAUAUUUAUCUUCAGGUAUGAAACUCUCAGUGACACCAGACACCACGCCCGAGGGUGUCGUGAGCGAGACCUCUGCUGGGGCAGCGUACGGCGAUGGCAUCGAAAUAGCACAAGGGGGAGGAGAGGCCCCGGCAUCUGUCGUUGAAGUUGUUGGUCUGAGCACGCACACAACACCGGAGAGUGAACAGAGCCCCAAGGCUGCAUUCCCGUCGCUGUCCAGCUCCAUCAGCAUGUCUUCGCGAGCCUCCAAGAUGUCAGCAAGUGCGAUGAGUGUCAUUGCUGCCACCAUGACAUCUAAUGCUCAGGUUGUCGGACAAGCGGAGGAGACGUUUCCCCUCCAGCCACACCUGGACGACUUCACGAGCCUGCUUGGCCAGGACGACGCCCGCAUGCUGGUGGACCUGCUGAAGCUAGCCGUGGCCGGCAGGGCUGUCGAGUCUGCCAAGGAAACCAUCGUCAGUGUGCUCCUAGCAAUGGCAGGUGUCACCACAGACAUACGAGACAUGCUGUUGGAGCACUGUGUGACAGAACUGGAGGAUGUGUCUCUGAACACUCACACAAUACAUCUCGUGCCCCAGCCAGUUGUGCAGGAGAGCAGUCACCCAUAUGUGGAUGACGUCACUCUCACCGGCCAAGUGAAGAUACCAGGUGCUAAGGGAUUGCGUGUGGAAUUUGAUCGUCAGUGCUCCACAGAGAGGCGGCACGAUCCUUUGACAAUAUAUGAUGCCACAGGACGUUGUGUGUCAACACGGUCAGGUCGUGAAUGGAGCGAUUGGUCCACAGAAAUUAGGAUUACAGGGGACGAGCUGCGCUGGAAGUUCACGAGCGACGGCUCGGUGAACGGGUGGGGCUGGAAGUUCACGGUGUACCCGGUGGUGACGUACGCGGGCCCCAGCGAGCUGGGCUCGGACAGGGCCAUACUGUCUCAGCCCUCGGUGGAGCUGGUGGUGUGCCUGCUGGAUGCCCGGCUCGUGCUCAGCCCGGACCGCAGCCUCAUCUCCCGCCUGGCGGCCGCUCUCGCCUCCUGCGCCCAGUUCAGCUCCCUAGCUGCAUCACAACGCAUGUGGGCGCUGCAGAAGCUGCGACGGCUGAUGGUGUCUCGCCUGGGGAAGCUACUCGACAUCCCGGCGCUGCUGAAGAUGGACCACUGCAUCACUACCGACGCCGCUCUGCCGGCCCUUGUCAAGGGUCUGCCCCAGGCCCUGCUGCGGCAGUAUGAGUACGAGGACCCCAUCGUGCGCAGCGGCAAGCAUCUCAUGCACAGUGAUUUCUUCAAGGUUUUGGUGGCCCUGGCUUGUGACCUUGGACUCGACUCCCACCCUUGCUGCUCAGAGAACCAUAAGUGGUCGUGGUUUCGAAGAUACUGUAUGGCAGCAAGAGUUGCCUCUGCUUUGGUGAAUCGCACAGCUUUGCCUCACAGCUUCUGUGUUGAGGUUCGGAAGAAGAUAUCUGAAAUGGCACCAGACAGCAGCUCUAUGGUUUUUGAUCAUGAAAACCAUGAUAUCUUCAAACAGGCUCAUGACGAACAGUUGCUUCUGUGGCUUCAUAGGAGACCCGAGGACUGGACGCUGUCAUGGAGCGGGAGUGGCACCAUCUAUGGCUGGGGACACAACCACCGCGGUCAGCUGGGAGGUGUGGAAGGAGCCAAGGUCAAGCUGCCGACGCCCUGCGAGGCCUUGUCUGCGCUCAGGCCCGUCCAGUUGGUCGGAGGGGAGCAGACCUUGUUUGCCGUCACCGCGGAUGGGAAGGUUUAUGCGACAGGAUAUGGAGCUGGUGGUCGUCUAGGUAUUGGUGGGACAGACUCUGUGAUGACUCCAACUCUUCUAGAGUCUAUUCAGCAUGUCUUUAUUAAGAAGGUUGCUGUUAACUCCGGGGGCAAGCAUUGCUUGGCACUCUCAGCAGAGGGAGAGGUGUUCUCUUGGGGUGAAGGAGACGAUGGCAAACUGGGACAUAGCAACAGAACUUCAUGUGAGCGUCCCCGGGUUAUAGAAGCUCUCAGAGGGAAGGAGAUAAUUGACAUUGCAUGCGGGGGAGCGCACUCUGCUGCAAUCACAGUGAACAGAGAAGUGUACACUUGGGGCAAAGGUCGAUAUGGUCGCCUUGGUCAUGGGGAUAGUGAAGAUCAGCUGAAGCCUAAGCUGGUUGAAGAGCUGCUGGGAUAUCGGGUGAUGGAUAUAGCCUGCGGCAGUGGAGAUGCACAGACAUUAUGCAUCACAGACGAUGACAAUGUUUGGUCGUGGGGUGACGGAGAUUAUGGCAAGCUGGGUCGAGGAGGAUCAGAUGGCUGUAAGAUUCCCAUGAAAAUUGAAUCCUUGGCAGGAUUAGGUGUUAUCAAAGUGGAAUGUGGUUCCCAGUUCUCUGUCGCUCUCACACGCUCGGGAAGUGUGUAUACAUGGGGUAAAGGGGAUUACCAUCGCCUGGGGCAUGGGACAGACGAUCACGUGAGGCGGCCACGUAAAGUGGCAGCUCUUCAGGGGAAAAAGAUUAUUUGCAUUGCCACAGGCUCGCUGCACUGUGUCGCAUGCAGUGACCAAGGAGAGGUGUACACGUGGGGCGACAAUGAUGAGGGGCAGCUGGGGGAUGGCACCACCAAUGCCAUCCAGCGACCGAGAUUGGUGGUUGCCCUGCAGGCCAAGAAGAUAACGCACGUGGCAUGCGGCUCGGCGCACACGCUGGCAUGGAGCACGGACAAGCCCGUGUCGGCCAGCAGGCUGCCGGCGGGCACGCCCCUGGAGUACGACCUGGUGCACGAGCUGGCCCUCCCGGCGCUGCGCAACAGGCUGGUGCUGCUGCACCACUUCUCGGAGCUGUUCUGCCCCGUGGUCGCCAUGUUCCCUGCGCAGGGCGAGGGCAGUCUGGACCAGCUGCGGGCCAUUCUCGUGUCCUCCACCAAGGAGGCCACCUUCAAGAAGGUGGUGCAGGCUACAAUGGUGCGGGACAGGCAGCAUGGACCUGUCAUCGAGCUGAACAGGAUACAGGUGAAGCGGUCUCGCAGUAAAGGGGGCCUUGCGGGCCCUGAUGGCAUCAAAUCUGUGUUUGGCCAGAUGGUAACCAAGAUAUCGCUCCUCACCCAGGAGACGCUCUUCCUGCCACACAGGGUCUGGAAAGUGAAGUUUGUGGGUGAGAGUGUGGACGACUGCGGGGGCGGCUACAGCGAGAGCAUCACGGAAAUGUGUGAUGAACUGCAGAACGGCUCCUUACCUCUGCUCAUUGUCACUCCCAAUGGUCGUGAUGAGGCCGGUACGAACCGGGAUUGUUUCCUUCUCAACCCGAUGGCCAGGAGUUCGCUGCACAUGAACAUGUUCAGGUUCCUAGGAGUGCUGAUGGGAAUAGCGAUCCGCACAGGAAGUCCACUGAGCCUAAACCUUGCUGAGCCUGUGUGGAAGCAGUUGGCAGGCAUGUCACUCACCCCUGCAGACCUCACGGAGGUGGACAGGGACUACGUUCCAGGUUUGCUGUGUAUUCGUGACAUGGAGCCUGACGACAAAGUAUUCCAGACUUUGGAAAUGCCGUUUUCCACACCGUCAGCAUUCGGGAAUGAAGUUUCACUGUCGACUCGUUACAGGCGAAUAAUGCCAGAGAACAGACUGGAAUAUGUGAAACUUGCACUGAACUACAGGUUGCACGAGUUUGACGAGCAGGUGCAGGCAGUGAGGGAGGGCAUGGCGAGAGUUGUGCCCGUGGCGCUGCUGUCUCUGUUCGGCGGGUACGAACUGCAGACCAUGGUGUGUGGGUCGCCGGACAUCCCUCUGGCGCUGCUCAAGUCCGUAGCCACCUAUAAAGGAAUUGAUGCCAAUGCACCACUUGUUCAGUGGUUCUGGGAAGUCAUGGAAGAGUUCACAAACCAAGAACGAUCUCUCUUUCUGAGGUUUGUGUGGGGGCGUACCAGACUGCCUCGUACCAUAGCUGACUUCCGUGGCAGAGAUUUUGUCUUGCAAGUGCUCGACAAAUACAAUCCGCCAGAUCAUUUCCUACCAGAAAGCUACACUUGCUUUUUCUUAUUGAAAAUGCCUCGUUAUUCCUGCAAGGUUGUUCUGCGAGAGAAGCUGAAGUAUGCUAUUCAUUUCUGCAAGUCUAUAGACACUGACGAGUAUGCCAGGGUUGCUAUGCCAGGCAGUGGUGCAGCUUCCAGCAAUUGUGAUAGUGAUGAACUGGACAGCAUAGCCAGUGACGGGCUUGGCUCUGUCUGAUUACUGUAAAUAUGUUCAAGGUAAUUUAUGCUGUAUGAUUAUUUAAAUGAUCCGGAUCACAUCAUUCUUAACUCAAGACGUACUUAUUUAAUUAGUUUGUGCAAAUUGAUCUCAUAGUAUUUGAAGCACAUUGUGUAGUUUUUUUGUACAUUAGUUCUUUUAUUAAUCUAAUUUCCAUUGUAUUCAUAAAUUGCUCUACUAUGACAUACUGUGCAUUUAGAAUACAUAUUUAGAAACUUGGCUGUUUAAAAGCUGUAACAUUUAAAUAUAACUGUUAUUUAUGUCUAUGUACGCACACAAAAUUGUUAUAAAAAAUACAGUUCUCCUGUAGUAUG